Messenger RNA from Teleopsis dalmanni, 2370 nucleotides. It is a transcript of the gene mkg-p, whose product is annotated as poly(A) RNA polymerase, mitochondrial. Lineage: Eukaryota; Metazoa; Arthropoda; Insecta; Diptera; Diopsidae. The record is from RefSeq and is a predicted model, not a curated record. The transcript is spliced from 3 exons. Gene Ontology annotation, molecular function: RNA uridylyltransferase activity. The coding region runs from base 298 to 2172 and encodes 624 amino acids.
UUUAUUUCAUACAAAUUAUUAACACUUAUGUUAAGCAUUUAUGCAUGAGUUUCACAUGCAGUGAAUGCUGAUUCGUAUACUACACUGAACGUGCAACAGCCAAAACAAAAGUAGUUGUACCGUGUAACGAUUAAUAAAUGAUCAAAACGAAUCAUAAAUGACAUUAAAUAAUAUUGAGUCGAGGUUCGUAGAGCGUUUACUAUACGUAUAAUGUGAUGUGUGUCUAUUUUUCAUUUCCAUUUAAUAUUUUGUGUUAUUUUAUGAGCAUUAAAUGCCAAGGACUUUAUUCGCUUUGUAAUGGAGGAAGACGAUAUAACAAACAAGGAGGACGCGGUGAAAGACGGCAAUGCAUCCAUCAGUAAUAAAUUCACAACAUGUACAAUAUGCAAAAAGAAAUUUUCGGAUUUCCAAAGUUGUUUGGAGCAUGAAACAUACGCACAUACACGAAAAAUUCCCAAAGCUGUCAAUAGACAAAUAAAUCGUCUAUCAAAUGCAAUCACGGAUUCCAGCGUUGUAGAGUUUCACUCCGAAAUAUCCGCAGCCCUUAAGAAUUCCGUGAAAGGAGAAGAAUUAAAUAGUAUUUUUAAAUUGGUUUGUUUGAAUAGCGAAAAUUUAAGUAUAGUAAACGAACGGAUCAAAAAUGAUGUUAUGAAUGAAUUAAAAACAAAAUUCGAUUAUUUCGUUGUUGAUUUAUUUGGUUCCGUCGCUACAGGUUUAGCCUUAAAAGAUUGCGACAUAGACAUACAUAUAAAUCUGGGAGAAAUUGUCAAGACAAAACAAAUGUAUUAUUUUAAUAAAUUGAAUUCUUUAAUACGGAGAAGCGAGAAGUUUUCCGAUGUUUACGCUUUACGUUCAGCCAGAGUACCGAUAGUGAAAUGUAAACAUACAGUUACGGGCUUUAGUAUCGAUAUUAAUAUAUCGGCGCCCAACAGUUUGUAUAACACACAAUUCCUAAGAGAUGUACUCAAAACUGAUAAUCGUUUAUAUAAAUUUGUGCUUUUCGUUAAAUUUUGGGCUAAGAACUCGAAAAUUGUUCGUACGGGUUACUGGACUAGUUAUUCCCUUAUUAUACUUGCAUUGUUCUAUCUGCAACAGCCAUAUCCGGAUCUAAAUGGAGAGGCUUUAUUCCCGCCAUUAAGUAAAUUACAAAAUGCGAUAAAUCCAGUUUAUGUUGAAGGCGUCAAUUAUGCUUAUGAUAAAAACUGUUUCCGCAAAUUACCCACCAAUGUAACUACCAUUGAACUAAUCAAAGGGUUCUUCUCAUUUUAUAACGAAUUUGACUUCACGAAGAACAUUAUUGCACCGUAUCUAGGCACACCAAUAGACUUGGAUGCAUUCAAGGAAGGCAAAUUUAAAUAUACCCAAUUAACAGAACAAUUAAAUAAACUAUCUGAAAUAAGCAGUAAGGUGUAUCCCUUACAGGUUGACCGCUCCGUUAUAGUGCAGGAUCCAUUCUGUUUAAAUCGGAAUAUUACAAGUAAUGUUUCCUUUCAAUAUUUGAAAUUUUUAAAAGACUGCAUAAGUUACGCUCACACUACAUGUAUUCGCGCUCGAACAAACGAUGCACAAAUGCUUGAAGCUUUAAUAUGCAACGUUGUUAAAACUGUAACCAACCAGAUGGUCAUGACUUUCACCAAACCUACAAUUCUUAAAUACAACAUUAAGCCUUCACGUGCUGAGCUACGGUUUUUAGCUGAUUAUACGAAAACUACAAAUGCCCAUGAAAUUUAUAAUACAUGGGUUAAUGAAUAUACCGCUGCUAUAAUGGCGAUAUUUGUAGAAAUAUUCAAGUUGCAUGUAGUAAGAGUAUCAGGAUCUGAAGAACUUGCAGAAGACUCUCUAGAAACCACACAUCUGUUAAUAAGCGGUACUGUUGACCUAUGGUCUGGGCGCUCUUAUCAAUGUUUUAAUAAUGAAACUUAUUUCGAUACUCAAAUGCAACAAACCGAUAAACUAUAUCAGGAACGAAGUCAAAACAAUAACUUUGCAGUUAAUCUAAAAGCUAUUGUCAAUAUAGUAGCUUAUAAAAAUGACGGUAUAGAAAUCGAAGCAAAAUACGACAAUCAAGAUGAAAUAAAAGCAAUGUCCAAGAAAGAUGCAUUACGAAAACUAUUUCAAAUAUUUAAAUGUAACUUACAACAGUUUAAUUUAAAACAAUAUCUGAAAAAGUAAUCAAAUUUUACAAAUUACCUGACUAAUAUUAACAUCAAUUUAUAUGUUUAUUGUUAUUUUUUUUUUAUUUUAUUAUUUAUUUUUAUUAAUUAAAAUUACUUAAAAUCACAGAUUAUAAAAUACAUAAGAAUGAAAGGCAAAAAUAUUAGCUAAACAUGUAAAAUGCAUAUUUCAUAUUGAAAUAAAUUUAUUUAUUUU